Penicillium taxi is the source of this 282-nucleotide messenger RNA. RefSeq lists its product as uncharacterized. Lineage: Eukaryota; Fungi; Ascomycota; Eurotiomycetes; Eurotiales; Aspergillaceae. The transcript has a single exon. The record is from RefSeq and is a predicted model, not a curated record. The coding region runs from base 1 to 282 and encodes 93 amino acids.
AUGGGGCGCCCGAGGUCGCAUCUUGCAUCCCUCACCUUCUUCUUCGUGUCGCAACUAAACCUGGGCCCAUCACCAUCCAGCAUCGAGGGGAGAUGUUGGCCUGAACUGCAGCUUGUACCAUCCCUGUGCCACAUCUAUCCUGGCCCAGUCCAGGUAUUGGCGGUUAGUCGCAUGCAAUUGAUCUCCACUGGGCUCCCUUUUCUUCGUAGAAUACCCGGGAAACUUGGUCUAUCCAUUGACACCUCUAUGCCUGGCUUGGACGAGUACAUAGUGCGCACAUAA